AUGGAGGCAAUAUUAUUCAGCAACGUAGGGUUACUACCCAUGGCCACCUCCAGAAGACCUCAACCACCUAAUACCUGUUUUCCCUCUUUUACCCCUGGAAAAUCAUCAAAAAUAUCCUGCCUUUCUAAAGCUGAACCACCACUUAAUCACUCUACUAUUUCCACUAAUCUUUCAUCAUCUUCAGAUCAUAAUCCCAUUCGGCGUUCAGGGAAUUACGAACCUACCACCUGGGAUUUUGAAUACAUUCAGUCCAUACACAAUGAUUAUGUGGGAGAGAAGUAUAUCAAACGGUUUAACAAACUGAAGAAGGAAAUGAAGGAGAAGAUGAUGAAAAUGAUUAAUGAGGGAUCAGAAGAAUUAGAUAAGUUGGAGCUAAUUGAUAAUUUACAAAGGCUUGGAGUAAGUUACCACUUCCACGAUGAAAUCAUGCAAAUUUUGAGUAGCAUACACCUAAAUGCAUCCUCAGGAGAUUCAUUAUAUGCCACAGCCCUGAAAUUUAGACUCUUGAGACAACAUGGUUUUCAUAUCUCUCAAGAUAUACUGAACGAUUUCAAGGAUGAGCAGGGCAACUUCAAGCAAAGUCUCUGUAAAGAUAUAGAAGGGUUGUUACAAUUAUAUGAAGCUUCAUUUCUCUCUACAGAAAAUGAAAGCACUUUUCUAGAGUGCGCCAAUAUAUCUGCAAUGUCACAACUACAGAAUUAUCUCAACAAUCAAAAUAGUGUAGACAACGUGACAGUCGCAUUAGUACGCCAUGCCCUGGAACUUCCUUUGCAUUGGAUGAUGUUGAGAGUUGAGACAAGGUGGUACAUAAACAUAUAUGAAAGAAUUCCAAAUGCUAAUCCUCUUCUGCUCGAGCUUGCUAAGUUGGACUUCAACGUUGUUCAAGCAACACACCAAGAAGAUUUAAGAAAUCUAUCAAGGUGGUGGAAGAACUCAUGCCUUGCAGAAAGAUUGCCAUUUACGAGGGAUAGAAUUGUUGAAGCUUUCUUAUGGAUAGUGGGGAUGAUGUUUGAACCUCAAAAGAACCAGAACUGCCGAACACUGUUGACAAGAGUCACUGCUAUGGCUACAGUUAUAGAUGAUAUUUAUGAUGUCUAUGGCACUCUUGAUGAGUUGGAACUCUUCACUCAUGCUGUUGAAAGAAUGGACCUAAAAGAGAUUGAUCAUCUUCCGGACUAUAUGAAAGUAUGUUACCUUGCACUCUUCAACACAGUCACUGAAAUUGCAUAUGAAGUUCUCAAAGAGCAAGGGAUCAACAUCAUACCCUACCUUAGAAAAUCAUGGGGAGAUUUGUGCAAAGCUUACUUACAAGAAGCAAGAUGGUACUACAAAGGGUAUAUACCAACUCUGGAAGAAUACAUGGAUAAUGCAUGGAUUUCAGUUGGAAGUCUUGUUAUAGUAUUCAAUGCAUUCUUCUUUGUCACGAAUCCAAUUACCAAAGAGGCGCUGGAAUAUUUAAGCAAGUACCCUGACAUUAUUCGUUGGUCUGCUACAAUUAUUCGUCUUGCCGAUGAUUUAGCGACAACAUCCGAUGAAAUGAAAAGAGGUGAUGUUGCCAAGUCAAUUCAAUGUUACAUGAAUGAGAAGGCUGUUUCUGAAGAAGAUGCAAGGAAACACAUCAGUUCUUUGAUAAAAGAAACAUGGAAACUGAUCAACACGGCUCAACAGGAAAAUGCAAUAUUUUCUGAAGCAUUCAUUAGAUGUGGGGUAAAUAUUGCAAGAACGGGACAGAGCAUUUACCAGUACGGAGAUGGGCAUGGAAUUCAAAAUUCUAUGAUUAAAAAUCGCAAUUCCGAAUCAUUUUUUGAGCCCAUCAAAAUUUCAAUUCCAUAAAUGCCUCCUAUCUUUAGUACUUCGAUGCCUAAAGUGCUUCUAGUAAUGUUUGGUCUUUACAUGUAUGCUGGACGAGACUUAAUACUAAAUACUUUAUAUUUUACA
Messenger RNA from Nicotiana attenuata, 1938 nucleotides. Its product is annotated as (-)-camphene/tricyclene synthase, chloroplastic-like. The coding region runs from base 1 to 1833 and encodes 610 amino acids. The transcript is spliced from 7 exons. The record is from RefSeq and is a predicted model, not a curated record. Gene Ontology annotation, biological process: diterpenoid biosynthetic process. Gene Ontology annotation, molecular function: terpene synthase activity; magnesium ion binding. Lineage: Eukaryota; Viridiplantae; Streptophyta; Magnoliopsida; Solanales; Solanaceae.